Brenthis ino (lesser marbled fritillary) is the source of this 222-nucleotide messenger RNA. The record is from the annotation of a GenBank genome assembly. NCBI's taxonomy places the organism in Eukaryota, Metazoa, Arthropoda, Insecta, Lepidoptera, Nymphalidae.
AUGGCAAAAGGAAAGAAAGACGCAAUCGAAGUUAUUGAAGACGAUUACUCCGCUAAGUUGGACAUGUGUCUAACUGAUGGAAUUAUUAAAACAGGAAGUGGAGUAGUACUUGGAGCCCUAUCUUCUGUUUUGUUUUUGGGAAGACGGAGAUGGCCAAUCAUAGCUGGCAUGGGUAUGGAACAAAUAUCAAUACGAAAUAAGACCUCUGAAGUUAUACAAUCA